AUGCCCCGUCGUCGUUUUUACGGUAUGGGGGAGGUUUGCAUGGUGGGUAAUAUCGAAAGCGAUGGCGAAGCAUCGGGAGAAGAGAAGGUGGACCAAGCCAGCAACAAUAAUAGCGGAGAUCUCUGGCAUAGUGCCUGCAGCUUCGUGCAUCGUCUGUCGCUAUCCGGCGCUCAAAACCGCGAGAGCAUCUCUGGCAGCCUCGUCAAACAGGGCCCGACCGAGGAGGCGGUAGAGGACCUACAGUCCCGUCUUGUCAAUUCCGAGCGGCUUCUGGCGGACCGAGACGAGACGAUUGACCUGCUAACCUCGGAGCUCGCGGCGAUGAAGGCGCUCUACAAGGAAACCAUUCUUGGGAUGCCUACUAAUGGGCUCUCUACAAUGACCAGCCUGCCGGGCUGCAUAUCCAUCAGCCCCGCCACCCCAAGUCGGCCGCAACUCCGGUCCAAAUCCGCUAAGUCCCUUCGACCGGCAUACUAUGACGAUGGCGACGAUGAGAACAACGAUGACAAGCCCGAAACACACGGGGCACUACACGCCGCUGUGAACCCUGUCGAAAGCAGCACCGGCGCAAACGCCGCCACUACGACGCCUCAAUCGGUGGCGGCGCAGGCUCAGGGGGGCCGCAUGGGGGCGCGGCUUGGGAAAUCUUAUAGCUGGCGCACAGGGCAUCGGCGGCAAUGCGUCUCCGCAUCCCAGGCCCCGGUGGAGAUACCGUUGUGAGCCCAGCCAACGGCGCCGCAUGGGGUGCGCGAUGGCAAGCGCAUCUCUGUGGGAGAUAAACUCGCGCUGGCGCUCAUUGAAAGGCCUGCUCGUUUCCCUCCAGCGAACGAAUGAAGGGUCAUCUUGCGACAUCCACCUGCCAUCGCGGAGUGGCUUUUAGACUGGUCUAUUUCGAGAGACUUCGAGGAGUCGUGACGGGCCUCUCCAACAAAUAGGCGAUAGCGGCUGCUCUGCUGGCAAACACUAGCUGUCAAUUAAAGGCUUGUGUGGGUGCGCCAGGCCUGCGACUUUUGAAUUACUCCGUUUGCUUGCGUGAUUUGCUAAACAAUCAUAUUGCUAAUCUUUAGCUUCUCGUUGUUUCGACAAGGGACGACUGCAUUGCUCGUUCGGCACAUACGAUUUUACCGGAGAGUACCGGCGGAUAAAACAAGUUUGAACCUUCCUUUC
Molecule: messenger RNA, 1167 nt
Organism: Volvox carteri f. nagariensis
Lineage: Eukaryota; Viridiplantae; Chlorophyta; Chlorophyceae; Chlamydomonadales; Volvocaceae
Exons: 2
Coding region: 1-720 (239 amino acids)
Source: RefSeq, a predicted model, not a curated record